Pseudomassariella vexata is the source of this 1284-nucleotide messenger RNA. RefSeq lists its product as uncharacterized. Bases 10 to 1284 code for a protein of 424 amino acids. The transcript has a single exon. NCBI's taxonomy places the organism in Eukaryota, Fungi, Ascomycota, Sordariomycetes, Amphisphaeriales, Pseudomassariaceae. The record is from RefSeq and is a predicted model, not a curated record.
UCUGCCAAAAUGGCGACUGUUGCAUUACUCGGAACCUGCGACACUAAGCUCGAUGAGCUCCUCUUCCUCCGUGAUCAGAUAAAGCAAAAUGGGGAUGUGGACAUUCUCAUGAUCGACGUCGGAAGAUCAAAUGUGCAACACGAUGCGAUCAACAUCACCCAGGAGCAGCUCGUGUGCGAUAACGGCCGCCGGAACCACGGCGAUAGCCAGGUGCCGAUGCCGCGCGGCGAAACUAUCCGGCUCAUGAGCGACUGCGCGUCAGUACUGGUCAAAAGUCUAUAUGAAAAGGGGGAGAUACAGGGCAUCAUCGCGGCGGGAGGCUCAGGGGGGACCGCACUCGCGGCUCCUGUUAUGCGAAACGCCUUGCCCAUUGGCUUCCCCAAGAUGAUCGUCUCAACCAUCGCCAGUGGGGAUACGGGCCCAAUUGUGGGCGAGACGGAUAUCACGAUGAUGCACUCGGUGGUUGAUGUCGCAGGACUAAACCAUGUUCUGAGGGAUGUUUUGGGCAAUGCUGGGGCGGCCAUCGCGGGUGCGGCGCUGGCGUAUGCGAGUCGACAUAGACAAAAUAUGUUUGAGGCCAGUAGCCGGAUGUUUACCACCAAGAAGCGCGUCGCUAUCACCAUGUUUGGCGUCACCACACCGGGGGUUGACGCGGUACGCCAUCAUCUCGAGAGCAACUACGAUAUAGAGACGUACAUAUUCCACGCGACUGGACAUGGGGGUAAAGCAAUGGAGCGCCUGAUUCGCGAUGAGAUUAUCGAUGCCGUGCUCGAUCUGACAACGACAGAGAUCUGCGAUUUCAUCACAGGCGGUACUAUGCCUGCCAACUCGAAUCGUCUCGUGGCGGCGGUCGACGCUGAAAUCCCCAAUAUCAUCUCGCUGGGCGCUACCGACAUGUCCAAUUUUGGUCCCAUGGAUACGGUGCCGGCGACAUACAAGAACCGAAAGCUCUACGAACACAAUCCUGUGAUUACACUCAUGCGCUCUUCCGAGGACGAAUGCAGACAGAUCGGGGAGUUCAUUUGUGCCAGGCUACGGAACGCGACAGCUCCUGAGAUGGUGGAAGUGUGGAUACCGAUGGGCGGCGUGAGCAUGAUUUCUACGUCCGGUGGGCCGUUUGAGGAUGAUAAAGCCGACGCGGUGCUCUUCGAGACGAUCCGCGAAGGCCUGCGGGGGACUGGUAUCAAGGUCGUUGAUGAUAAUAGAGAUGUAAACAACCAGGGGUUUGCUCGCGAUAUUGCUGAGGCUUUGGUGAAAAAAAUGGGGAUGAGAACGGAAGGAUAA